Rotaria socialis is the source of this 1341-nucleotide messenger RNA. The record is from the annotation of a GenBank genome assembly. NCBI's taxonomy places the organism in Eukaryota, Metazoa, Rotifera, Eurotatoria, Philodinida, Philodinidae.
AUGGCUUUACGCUGUUCAUUUCAACAAGGUUUCAUUCAUUUACGUAACCAUAAUACCCAUAUUCUUCGUUCGUCCGUAACAAAUGGAUUAGCUUCCACAACUCAGAAUCCAGGGCAAUUAGGUGCUCAACAACAACGAACGUUAGCCACUGCCAAUGAUACAACUUCAUCGAGCAAAACAAAAUCUACGAAAGGCAUUGGUCGUGAAGUUGUAUUUAUUGAUGGCGUUCGUACACCAUUCUUACAGAGUUUUACUGCCUAUAAAGAUUUGAUGGGUUAUCAAUUAGCUCGACAUGCUCUUCUUGGCCUCCUGAAACGAACAAAUAUCGAUAAAUCCGUGCCAGACUAUUGUGUUAUGGGUACAGUUAUUCAAGAAGUUAGAACCUCGAAUAUUGCUCGAGAAGCUUUACUUAGCGCUGGCUUGUCAAAUAAAAUUCCUGCACAUACAGUUACAAUGGCGUGUAUCUCAUCAAAUGUUGCUAUGGCCACAGCGGCCAAGGAUAUUGCUACUGGUCAAAAUGAUAUCAUCAUUGCAGGUGGUGUUGAUUUUAUGUCUGAUGUUCCCAUACGUUAUCCACGAUCAAUGCGAAAAUUAUUAUUAAGUUUAAAUCGAGCUAAAUCAACGCCACAACGUUUAGGACUAGCUACAAAGAUGUUAUCAUUCAAAAACUUUGUGCCUGAAGCUCCAGCUAUUGCUGAAUUUUCUACAGGAGAAAUUAUGGGCCAAUCAGCUGAUCGUUUAGCAGCUGCGUUUAAUGUUACACGCCGAGAACAAGAUGAAUAUGCUAUUCGUUCACAUUUAUUAGCUCAACAAGCAACAGAUAAAGGAUAUCUUGAUGAUAUUAUACCAAUGCAUAUUCCAGGAGCACCGGAUGCUAUUAGUCGUGAUAAUGGUAUUCGAGUAUCAACUAUGGAACAAAUGAAUAAAUUAAAACCAGCGUUUAUUAAACCACAUGGUACAGUCACGGCUGCUAGUUCAUCAUUUCUUACUGAUGGUGCGUCAGCAUCAUUAAUUACAUCUGUUGAUAAAGCCAAAGAACUUGGAUUGAAACCAAAAGCUUAUAUUCGACGAUAUGUAUUUACAUCACAAGAUCCAAAAGAUCAACUUUUACUUGGGCCUACAUACGCAACUGCUAAAUUACUUGAUCAAUGUGGUUUAACAUUAAAUGAUAUUGAUGUAUUUGAAUUUCAUGAAGCUUUUGCAGUAAGAAGAAAAAUCUAAAAGAAGCUUUCUUUUUUGUGAAACUCACAUAUAUUUUCGAAGAAAAUAGUGAGUGUAAGUUGAAUUGUUAGGUUUUUGCGGCUCUCCUGUACCCCACCCCCCCCCUCUCCAUUACAGACA